Molecule: messenger RNA, 1055 nt
Organism: Indicator indicator
Lineage: Eukaryota; Metazoa; Chordata; Aves; Piciformes; Indicatoridae
Gene: DCAF7
Product: DDB1 and CUL4 associated factor 7
Exons: 7
Coding region: 1-1029 (342 amino acids)
Cellular component (GO): nucleus
Molecular function (GO): protein binding
Source: RefSeq, a predicted model, not a curated record
AUGUCGCUGCACGGGAAGCGGAAGGAGAUCUACAAAUAUGAGGCGCCCUGGACCGUGUACGCCAUGAACUGGAGCGUCCGACCGGACAAGCGGUUCCGUCUGGCGCUGGGCAGCUUCGUGGAGGAGUAUAACAACAAGGUGCAGCUUGUUGGUUUGGAUGAAGAGAGCUCAGAAUUCAUUUGCAGGAACACCUUUGAUCACCCUUAUCCUACCACAAAGCUUAUGUGGAUUCCAGACACCAAGGGAGUGUAUCCAGACCUGUUGGCAACCAGUGGUGACUAUCUGCGAGUGUGGAGAGUGGGUGAAACAGAGACCAGGCUGGAGUGUUUGCUGAACAAUAACAAGAACUCUGAUUUCUGUGCUCCACUAACAUCAUUUGACUGGAAUGAAGUGGAUCCUUACCUUCUAGGUACCUCUAGUAUUGACACAACCUGCACUAUUUGGGGUCUGGAGACAGGACAGGUUCUGGGAAGGGUAAAUCUGGUCUCUGGCCAUGUGAAGACCCAACUUAUUGCACAUGACAAAGAGGUGUAUGACAUCGCCUUCAGCCGCGCAGGUGGCGGCAGAGAUAUGUUUGCUUCAGUGGGUGCAGAUGGCUCGGUGAGGAUGUUUGAUCUUCGUCAUCUGGAGCACAGCACCAUCAUUUAUGAGGACCCACAGCACCAUCCUCUGCUGCGUCUCUGCUGGAAUAAGCAGGAUCCCAACUAUCUUGCUACAAUGGCCAUGGAUGGCAUGGAGGUUGUGAUUCUAGAUGUCAGAGUUCCCUGCACUCCUGUUGCCAGGUUAAACAACCACAGAGCCUGUGUAAAUGGAAUUGCUUGGGCACCUCAUUCUUCCUGCCACAUUUGUACAGCAGCUGAUGACCAUCAGGCUCUCAUCUGGGAUAUCCAGCAAAUGCCCCGUGCCAUUGAGGACCCUAUCUUGGCCUAUACAGCAGAGGGAGAAAUCAACAAUGUACAGUGGGCAUCAACUCAGCCAGACUGGAUAGCUAUCUGCUACAACAACUGCCUGGAGAUUUUGAGAGUCUAACAUUACUGCUUCGUGCCACCCUGAGG